GUUUUUUUCACUAAAAAGUUUUCUCGUUUAAUUAAAAAAAAACUAAGGGAAAUCGUCAUUUCUAAUCAUGUUUAGUGUGAUAAAAGACUAUUAGGAUGUUCAGCAACAAUUCAUAUCAAUCAAUGAAAGGAAAUAACUUCAGGAAUCGAUGUUUUCGUUCAAUUUUAUUUAUUUUUCUCGGUUUUUUGUUUUUCUAUUUUCUUAUUCAUCAUUUCUUAUCAGACGCUGAUUCAAGUAUUCAAAAUGUAGAUACAAUUCGUAAAUAUCGACUAGAUAAUAUAGAAAAUUAUGAAGACUUUAAUUCAAUGAAAGCUACUGAUUUAAAACAGCGAAUAGCUGAGAUGCUUAAAAUCAAAACAACUGUAUCAACAGAGUUAAGGGAAUUGGAAGCAAAACGUCAAAAAUUACAAUCAGACAUUUCAAAUUACAACUCAAAAAUAGAUGAAUUGAAGCAAGAACUAUCAAGGCAACAGACAGAGCUCAAUAGAUUAAAGAUAUCAGUUGAACAAGCUCAAGUGGCACAACGAGAAGCAGUGUUAAGAAAUACACCGGAACUGGCACUUCCAAGUGCUUUAUUUCCAAAUAUUCUACCAAAAACUUAUAAACCACCAUCAGUUAAUGAUUAUUUAAAAUGUAGGAUGGCAAGCUGCUUCGAUCACAGCAGAUGCUCAAUAACAUCUAGUUUCCCUAUUUUUCUCUACGAUCCAGACAUCACAUCAGUCACUAAUCAAGGAUAUGAAAUUGAUGGAUUUCUAAAAACGACCAUUAAGCAAACUUUUGGAUAUAACGCUCAUCUUACAAGAGAUCCAAAAAUAGCAUGUAUAUUCCUUGUCCUUGUUGGCGAAGCACUUUCCGAACAAGAAACACUUCGUAAUAAUCGCUAUGCAAAUACAAUCGAUAUUAAUAAGGCAACAAUAUCAUCAAAUGACAUACUCAAUGUGACAGCACUUCAACGGCUUAAAUAUUGGGGCGGUGAUGGACGAAAUCAUGUUCUUUUGAAUCUAGCUCGUCGUGACUUAAGUACUGGAUCGAGAAAUAUAUUUGCUAAUGCAAAUACGGGUAGAGCUAUGCUUGUUCAAUCAACAUUUAAUGAUUUUCAAUAUAGACACGGUUUUGACUUAAUUGUACCAGUUAUUUUGGGCUCGCCCGGCGGUGACGUGUGGAUGGAAUGUGCACCAAUGUUACCAGCACGUAGAAAAUACAUUCUAAGUUUUCAAGGUGAAAUGACUGCAGUUAACAAAUCGUCAACAGAAACUUCCGAUGAGACACAACUUGAUGAGUUUAUAAUUGAGCAUUUAAAAGAAAUUUCUAAUGGCGUACAUUCCGAUAAAUUUUAUUUGCAAUUUGAAUGUAAUCCAGCAACAGAACAGACAAAUACGGCAGCUGUUAAGGAUUGGUAUAUGUGUGGAACUGACAAUUCUAGACGUACAAUUUUAAGAGAGUCUACUUUUGCAUUAAUUUUGGUGCCUGAUCGAAGUAUCAUGAGCUCAACACUUCUUCAAGCUCGAAUCUAUGAAUCUCUAAGAGCUGGUUCAAUUCCAGUUAUUCUUGGUGGCGAUCAAAUUGAACUUCCAUUCUCGGAAGUGAUUGAGUGGCAACGAGCUGUAAUUUUAUUACCAAAAGCUCGAGUAACUGAAUUACACUUUUUCCUUCGUUCCGUACCUGAUAAUGAUUUAUUAUUGAUGAGACGUCAAGGACGAUUAAUAUGGGAACGAUAUUUAAGUUCUGUUCAGGCAGUCAUUGAUACAAUUGUUGCUAAUAUUAGAGAUCGUCUUGGAAUUCCACCUAAACCAAUUCCUCAAAUUAAAGCCGUUAGUGUAUUUAAUUCAUCAUUUGUACCACUCAAAUCCGAUCCACCAGUCAUGGAUAUUGAGCCAGAAGAAUCUUUAGGACCAAUUGAGCCUCCCUAUCCAUCUCCACAGUUCCGUAGAAAUUAUACAGUCUUUUUGACACAAAAACGAGAAGCUUGGAAUGAUUGGGGCGAUCCUUUUUAUUUAUAUCCACAUUUACCAUUUGAUCCUGUGUUACCAAGUGAUGCAAAGUUUGUUGGCUCUAAUUUAGGAUUUAGGCCUAUUGGAAAAGGAGUUGGAGGAACUGGAAAAGAAUUUGGUGAAUCAUUAGGUGGAAAUCAUCCACGUGAGCAAUUUACAAUUGUCAUUUUAACUUAUGAACGUGAACAAGUUCUAAUGGAUUCUCUUAGUCGUCUUUAUGGACUUCCUUAUCUCCACAAAGUCAUUGUUGUCUGGAAUUCACCAAAACCUCCAUUAGAAGAUUUAAGAUGGCCUGAAAUUGGUGUACAAGUUGAGGUCGUUAAAGCAGCUAGAAAUUCCUUAAACAAUCGAUUCCUUCCAUAUGAUUCAAUCGAAACGGAAGCAAUUUUGUCCGUUGACGAUGAUGCACACCUACGUCAUGAUGAAAUUCUUUUUGGUUUUCGUGUAUGGCGCGAGCAUCGUGAUCAAAUCGUUGGCUUUCCUGGGCGCUUCCAUGCGUGGGAUGUAAAUGGCGCAUGGAAUUAUAAUUCAAAUUACAGCUGUGAAUUAUCAAUGGUGCUGACAGGAGCGGCAUUUUUCCAUAAAUAUUACACGUAUCUAUACACAUAUUCUCUACCGCAAGCAAUCCGAGAUAAGGUUGAUGAAUAUAUGAAUUGUGAAGAUAUUGCAAUGAAUUUCCUUGUUUCACAUAUUACACGACAACCUCCAGUUAAGGUUACAUCACGAUGGACAUUUAGAUGUCCUGUUUGUCCUGUUUCGCUAUCUGAGGAUGAUACUCACUUUCAGGAGCGGCAUAAAUGUAUAAACUUCUUUUCCAAGGUAUUUGGCUACACUCCACUUCUAAACACACAAUAUCGAGCAGAUUCGAUAUUAUUUAAAACUCGAAUUCCUCACGACAAGCAGAAAUGCUUCAAGUUCAUAUAAAGACUUACAGAUUAAAUUUCCCAACCAAAGUACAGACAUUCGACUUAAACUGCUAAGAGGCCGUGCCAUUAUUUUCUAUUUCCCGUGUCCAUCAUCAAUAACUUUGUUUUUUUUUUACAAACGUAAACGAUUAAUACUUAUAUGUAAAUGUAAUUAUUUUAAGUUCUAGACAACACAAACAAAAAAAAAAGAAAAAAUACUGAC
Chironomus riparius is the source of this 3119-nucleotide messenger RNA. NCBI's taxonomy places the organism in Eukaryota, Metazoa, Arthropoda, Insecta, Diptera, Chironomidae. The record is from the annotation of a GenBank genome assembly.